AUGAAGUUUAACCAGCUGAAGGUCCGCAAGAAGCAACUUCGGUUUGCAAAGUCGCCGAUUCACGACUGGGGACUGUUUGCGAUGGAGAAGGUGGAUGCGAAUGAUAUGGUGAUUGAGUACAUUGGAGAGGUGAUCCGACAAAAGGUGGCGGAUCAUCGCGAGAAACGAUAUGAGCGGAUGGGCAUUGGCUCGAGUUAUUUGUUCCGCGUGGACGAUGACACUGUGAUUGAUGCGACCAAGAUGGGCAACAUUGCUCGUUUUAUCAACCAUUGCUGCACGCCCAACUGCAAUGCAAAGAUUAUCACGGUAGACGGACAGAAGAAGAUUGUGAUUUAUGCAAAGAGAGAUAUUGAGGAGGGUGAAGAAAUCACGUAUGACUACAAGUUCCCAAUAGAAGCGGACAAGAUCCCAUGCCUGUGUGGAUCUCGCGGAUGCCGCGGCACUCUGAAUUAA
Messenger RNA from Gamsiella multidivaricata, 453 nucleotides. Its product is annotated as SET domain-containing protein. The coding region runs from base 1 to 453 and encodes 150 amino acids. Lineage: Eukaryota; Fungi; Mortierellomycota; Mortierellomycetes; Mortierellales; Mortierellaceae. Gene Ontology annotation, cellular component: Set1C/COMPASS complex. The transcript has 2 exons. The record is from RefSeq and is a predicted model, not a curated record. Gene Ontology annotation, molecular function: histone H3K4 methyltransferase activity; protein binding.